AUGGCACAAGAAUGUUCAUUAAAAUCAACUACAAAGCCUGAAGAAGCCCUUAAAACGGCAGAGUUUUCAUUUUCUUUAUCAAGUUUCCAGAACUCUACAUCAACAAAUUCAGAUUUAACAAAAACAACAGAUACAGAUAAAGAAGAGAAAAAAGAACAAGUAGAAACUACAGAUGGAGAAAAAAAAGAAGUUGGAAUUGAUACGGAUCAAGAAGAGUCUCCGAAGACCGAUGAUGUACAUUUUGAGCCUAUAGUUCAAUUGAGUAAAAUAGAAACUAAGACAAAUGAAGAAGAGGAAACAGUUACUUUUAAAAUGAGAGCCAAACUUUUUAGAUUUGACAAAGGCGAAUGGAAAGAACGUGGUACAGGAGAUGUCAGAUUUCUUAAACAUAAUGAUACAGGAAGGAUACGUUUAGUGAUGCGAAGAGAUAAGACACUUAAAAUAUGUGCUAAUCAUUACAUUGAUCCAAAUAUAAAAUUAACAUCAAAUGUUGGGAGUGACAGAAGUUGGAUCUGGAGCGUUGUUGCUGAUAUGAGUGACGGUGAACCAAAUGCUGAAACACUUGCAAUACGAUUUGCAAAUUCUGAAAACGCAAAUCUCUUUAAAGAGAAAUUCACUGAUUCUCAAGAAGAAAAUAAAAAGUUCUUUACAAAAUAUUAAUUUUUUGAUUUUUAUUUAUCUUUUAAAAACUUAUUCUUCAUAUUAACAUUACUUAUAUCUACUUCUAAUUUUAAACAAAUAAUAUCAUUUUUUUGUAAUAGAUAAUCAUAGUUUUUAAAUAAAAUACUUGAUUAUAUAUAUAUAAAUAUAAUCAUUUUUUAAAGAAUAUUAGGGCUGAUUAACGUCUAUAAAUUUAUCAACUUUCCUUACAAAUAUAAACCUUAUUUAACAAUAAGAAAAUAUAACUAUUAUUUAUAAAAGAUAGUUCAUGGUUGAG
Messenger RNA from Pneumocystis carinii B80, 937 nucleotides. RefSeq lists its product as hypothetical. Gene Ontology annotation, molecular function: GTPase activator activity. Gene Ontology annotation, cellular component: nuclear pore; cytoplasm. Gene Ontology annotation, biological process: nucleocytoplasmic transport. Lineage: Eukaryota; Fungi; Ascomycota; Pneumocystomycetes; Pneumocystales; Pneumocystaceae. The record is from RefSeq and is a predicted model, not a curated record. The transcript is spliced from 5 exons. The coding region runs from base 1 to 660 and encodes 219 amino acids.